AUGACUAAAUCAAGCUUUCCGUGUGUAGUCCACCGCUUCAACAUCCCCCUAGACCUUACCGCAGUUCCUGUGAUUGAGGAAUUUAUGGGGAGACAAAACGAGUUAGAUAGUCUAUGGCAGUAUCUCCAACCAACAAAUUCACCAUCGCGGAAAGUUGGAAUUCUCCACGGGCUAGGUGGAAUGGGAAAAACACAGCUAGCGAUUCGCUUCGCGCGAGAUCAUAAACAUGAUUUUACGGCUAUCUUCUGGCUUAGUGGCAAGGAUCGAGAUACGCUCUUACAAUCGUUAAGCUUUGCCUUAAACCGACUACUAGGACAGAGUUGGGAUAGCGAGGCGACUAAUGAAGGAGAGGUAGAGCAACGAGCCAGACAUAUGCUACGGUGGCUAGCAUUGGAGGGCAACUCGCGCUGGCUGAUCAUUUUUGACAACAUCGAUCAAUACUCCCCUUUUAAUAGCGCUGCUGAUAAGGGAUACGAUAUUGCGGAAUUUUUCCCCAAAGCAGACCAUGGCUCUAUCCUUGUCACUUCUCGACUUCAAACUCUGAAUCUCCUUACUCUUACCAAUCGUCUAGAUGGACUACCUUUGGCCAUUGUCAUCGCCGGGGCUUUUAUGCGGGAAACUGGAACCAGCAUCACUAAGUACUUGCAGUACUACCAAGAAGCUUGGUCUAAGCUACAGCGGCAAUCGAAUCCUGGACGUCAGUACCAGCAAGGCAAUAUGCUACAAACAUGGAUGAUCUCAUAUCGAGAAAUCCAGAGGCGUGACCCAAGGGCAGCAGACCUUCUACUGCUACUUGCCUGCUUCGAUAAUCCUCCGAAGUUCCAGAUUGGCUCGAAAGAGCCAUCUCAAGUGAACUUGGGUUUAGAGAUUGCGUGA
This is a messenger RNA of Penicillium hordei, 876 nucleotides long. RefSeq lists its product as uncharacterized. The transcript is spliced from 3 exons. The record is from RefSeq and is a predicted model, not a curated record. Lineage: Eukaryota; Fungi; Ascomycota; Eurotiomycetes; Eurotiales; Aspergillaceae. The coding region runs from base 1 to 876 and encodes 291 amino acids.